This is a messenger RNA of Ylistrum balloti, 519 nucleotides long. RefSeq lists its product as uncharacterized. The record is from RefSeq and is a predicted model, not a curated record. Lineage: Eukaryota; Metazoa; Mollusca; Bivalvia; Pectinida; Pectinidae. The coding region runs from base 1 to 519 and encodes 172 amino acids. The transcript has a single exon.
AUGGCGCAUCGAGUUAGUAGCUUUUUGUUGAAUUACUGGUCAACACCUCACUCAGUAACAGGCGUGUCUCCCGCGGAUCUGUUUUUGAAGAGACAACUCCGAAACAAAUUUUCGCUCUUACAACCUAAUUUUAAGGGGAGAGUUAGUCGUAAGCAGAUGAUGCAAAAGGAACAUCACGACAAAGGGCGAGUGAAAGUUAGAUCAUUUGUGGUGAACCAGACAGUUCGUGUUAGGAAUUUUCGUGGAGGACUGGAGAAAUGGGUUCCAGGGAAGAUUGUAAAACAGUUGGGUCCCUUGACCUACUUAGUGCGCGUCGGACCAAUUAUUCGGUAUGCACAUGUCGAUCAUAUCGUGUCGUCGGGAGAGGAAAUAAUCAAUGAUGGACCAAUCAAGAUGGAGACUGAAAGUGUUGUUGACACAAGUUUACCUACAAGUCAACCGAUCACGCCACGUGCUAUUUUGACAUCAGUACCUGAAAUACAAGACACCGCAGAAAUCGGAGGUGGGAGUGAAGUGUAG